Messenger RNA from Fonsecaea multimorphosa CBS 102226, 4731 nucleotides. RefSeq lists its product as uncharacterized. The coding region runs from base 1 to 4731 and encodes 1576 amino acids. The record is from RefSeq and is a predicted model, not a curated record. NCBI's taxonomy places the organism in Eukaryota, Fungi, Ascomycota, Eurotiomycetes, Chaetothyriales, Herpotrichiellaceae. The transcript has a single exon. Gene Ontology annotation, molecular function: protein binding.
AUGGACGACAAAUCCCUUCUCGACCGGCGAAGGACGCUGGGAGAGAGUCCAAGAUCCAACUCCUUCUUCUCUCGAGUGGGCACCUCGCGCAAAACAAGCAAUGCCGGGCUUGAUGACGCCAGAGGGCCUCUGGGCAUCACCACUGUCUACAAACCCCUGGGGCAUGUCACUGCCGAUCUCAUCUUCGUCCACGGACUAGCUGGAGGCUCACGCAAAACGUGGACAAAGGAUCAAGAUCCGGCUCUUUUCUGGCCUCAAGAAUGGUUGCCAAAAGACGCAGCUUUCAGAGAUGUCAGUAUCCACAUGUUUGGCUAUGAUUCAAAUUGGAACAAAGCAAGUAUCUUGAAUAUACAUGACUUUGCGACGUCGCUCCUUGAGUGGGUGACCAAUUGUCCCGAUAUUCCCAACGAGGCUGAUAGGCCCCUUGUUCUUGUCUGCCACAGCAUGGGAGGCUUAGUGGCAAAGAAGGCUUACAUCCUUUCGAAACGCAACAAGGGAUAUGAGAAGUUCUCAGGGCAUUUACGAGACAUAUUCUUCCUCGCCACCCCGCACCGCGGCUCUAAUCUAGCUGAAUUGCUGUCGAGAAUUCUCCAGGUCUCUGGGGCCAGACCAUUUGUCAACGACCUUCAACCCGGCUCAGCAACAAUUCAAGCAAUCAACGAUGAAUUCCCAGAAUACAGCAAAGACUUGAAUCUUUGGUCGUUCUGGGAGACUUUGCCUAUGACUAUCGGGAUGCAGAAGAAGCUUGUCGUACCGAAGGAGUCAGCAAUCUUGGGCUACUCGAAUGAACGAAAGAUGUUCUUGAAUGCCGAUCACAGAGACGUCUGUAAAUUUGGCAGCCAGGAUGAAGCAAAUUAUCGAGCUGUGAGAAAUGCCCUUGCAGAAGCAUUUAGCAGCUUUAGAACAGUCACAGGUCUCAGCCGCAAUUCUACCAAUUUCGAGCAGCAGCAAUGGAUUAAUGAUUGUCUUGACAUAUCCGACUCACCGGAAGACGAUUACCUACGCGCGGAUGCCCUACGAGUACCCGGCACAUGCGAGUGGAUCAACUCGCGGCCUGCAUUUCAAACAUGGAAAAACGAAGGACGGCCUCAUCUAUACUGGGUGACUGCGAAACCUGGAGCAGGCAAGUCGGUUCUAUCCGGCCACGUCGUCAAGUCAUUGAGAGAAGCCGACAAAGUCUGUGGCUUCUUCUUUUUUAACCAUGGGGACAAGGUAAAAUCCACAAUGGGCGUUUUCUUCCGAUAUAUGGCAUGGCAGAUGGCGUCAGCUAAUACCGCGCUUUUGGAUUCGCUUUGCAAGAUAUGCAAGAGAGAUCCCCAUUUGGCUCAGGCAGAUUACAAGACUGUCUGGCGGAAGCUUUUCUUGGAAUGCAUUUUCAGACAUCCGCCCUCGCAACCACAGUACUGGAUCGUUGAUGGUUUGGACGAAUGCAAGACCGACAGUGAGCUGGUCCCAUAUCUUUUGCAAGCUGCGAAUACCGGCUUCAUUCGCAUCUUCCUAACCUCUCGAACCACCUACGAUUCGUACGGCCUGCCUUUCACAUCUUCCGUCGUUGUCCACAUCGACGCUGUGUCUCAGGAAACGACAAACAGUGACAUCGAGCAGUACCUGAAAGCAAAUAUCAACAACUUGCCUGGUCGCAAUCGCGAUCUGACUGCGGGUUUGCUGUUGACGAAAGCUUCAGGCUGCUUCUUAUGGGUGAGACUAGCUCUUCAAGAACUGAGAAGGGUUUCAACACGAGCUGGUAUACAACAGAUCCUCGAGGAGACACCUUCGGACAUGGAUCAACUGUACAACCGUAUACUGGGCUCGAUCUUCUCAGGCGCACGAGAGAAGAAGAUGAUCAUGGCAAUAUUAGAUUGGACCGCUUGUGCUGCACGGCCACUUACCACCACUGAACUUUACCACGCAUUGAGACUGGAUAUGGAUGAUGAGAUUGACGAUGACGUGACAAGAUUCAUCGAGAACAAUUGUGGCCAGCUAGUCCUCGUAGAUCCUAACGACCGAGUACGCAUGAUCCAUUUGACAGCACGGGACUUUCUCUUUUCCGAUAAAAACACGUCCGUGGCUAGGCUCGACAAGAAGAUCGGCCAUAAGCGACUGGCCUUGGUGAUCUUGAAGUACCUCUAUGGACCAGAAAUGGGCGGGCCGAAGCCAAGGAAACUCAGCGCUACACAAAUCGUUACAGAGCGGUCCUCAUUCGUGGCUUAUGCUUGCGAUUCAUUGUGUCAACAUCUGCCAUUCGUUUCCUCCGAUGACGAUGAGUUUGCUGCAAGUCUAGUUCGUUUCUUGAAAUCACCAAAUCUACUAUCGUGGGUGGAAUACAUCGCUCGGGAAUCUGAUUUGCGUCGCUUGGUUCAGACUGGAACGGCGCUUCGCCAAUACAUGCAACGAAGGACGAAAAAUACACUCCUAUUUGGAAAUUCUGGAAAAGACAUUGAGCUCGUUGAUGCCUGGGCUACUGAUAUGAUCAGGCUUGUCACGAAAUUCGGCACGAAGUUACGUUCAUCUCCUUCUAUUGUAUUCAACUUGAUCGCCCCAUUUUGUCCAAUGCGCAGUGCAAUGAGAAUCCAACAUGGUUCUUCCACAAGGUCAAUAAGAGUCAGCGGUCUUUCUGAACAAAUAUGGGACGACUGCAUUUCAACUAUCACCCUCCCUGCUAGUCCAACAGCAGUUGCUUGCGGCGCCGGAGUGUUUGCCGUCGGCAUGCAGAAUGGAGAUAUUUCCAUCUUCGACGAAACGACAUGUCAAGAACUAAAAAUCGUCAAUCACAGGGAGCCGGUAAAGAGAUUACUUUUCGGAGAUACGGAAAACAUACUUGUCUCUGCGGGCUUGAAACAUAUCUGCAUUUGGAACUCCGCUACUUGGGAGCUGCACUGGACCUUUGAGCUACACUCUCAGUUCAUUUCCUUGGCCCUUGCCGACGAAGAUCAGCUUUUGCUUGUCACGUACCGUUCAAACGAGAUAGUCGUAUGGGAGAUUGCGAAAGGGCUGGCCAGGGAGCCUAUCUCGUGGCUCAAUGAGGAUGAAGAAGAAGUUUCGAGCCAUUUUCGCAGGCCGCUUACAACAGCAAUCUCGGGGGAUCGGACUCUCCUUGCUUUUACCUAUCGAGGACAGGAUACAGUGGUAUGGGAUAUUGAGAAUGCCUGUGUUUACGAUGUCUAUGGCAAGGACGAAGGCUCCCUUGGCGUGACUGCUGAGAAACGCAAUGGAAUCGCCUCAGUCCUGAGCAUGAUCUUCAGUCGAGCUCCUGAAGCGCAACUGCUCGUCGUAAGUUACAACGAUGGCGUGCUCAGUCUCUUCAACAUUGCCGAAGGCACAGUGCAAGCUCAAGCAGCAGCAAAUGGGCAUACUCUUGCAUCCUCAGCCGACGGCUUGACUCUGGCCUGUGGAAACUCUGCGGGUACCAUCUCCAUUUUUGAGUUCGACACACUGAAGUUACUCUACAGGAUUCAGGCUGAAGACUCGAAUAUCAAGCAAUUGGCAUUCAGUGCUGACGGCCAUCGCCUGGUGGACAUACAGGGCAACCAUUGCCGGAUAUGGGAUCCACCCGUACUGCUUCGUCAAGAGCUUGAUGAACAAAACAGCGAUACUGUCUCCAUCUCAACCAGCCCUGUCGACAUCAAGCUAGACGAUGACGUCGACGUCUUGUUAAUCAGCGCAAUGGCUUACGCGGAUAAUGGUAGCAUCAUUCUCUGCGGCAAGGAGAAUGGAGGCGUAUAUCUCUAUGACUCACAGACGGGACGAGAACGGGAGGAACUUCUACACCAGCACAAGGGCACACCCGUUGUCUUUCUCCAUUACGACGUUCAGAGCAGCAUCUUGAUCUGUUGUGAUGCGUCGAGCAGGAUUACGGUGCACAAGUUGGUUCGGAAACGAGACGCCUGGACAAUAGGAGUUCAGUAUCUUGAUCACCGUGCAGGAGCCGCUGUAAAUCAGAUCUUGGCCAAUGCUGGCGUAAGCCAGCUUCUCAUAUCAACGGUCGAAUACGACAUCUUAUGGCGGGUGACGUCGGCACGAUGUGAAAAGACGGCAACCCUGAACUGGCAAGAUUGUGACAAACCUCGCCAUUGGGGCAUUCACCCCUCUAGGAGCGAGCAGCUGAUACUGGUGACUGGAACAGAGGCUCAUCUCUACGAGUGGGACUCUUUGAAGAGACUGACUGGUGACAACGGCAUCCGCUUCAGAGAAUCCGAUGGUUCUAAGCUCUUGAUAAAAGGAGUGCGGCCUUGCUUUGAUGAAAAGUUUCUGGCCAUGACAUGUGUGGACACGUCGGGGUCACACCCGCGGUCCAAACUCAUGUUUUGGGAUGCUGAAGAUAUCAUCCCCGGUAACGCAUUGAUGGUGCCAGUCGAGCAUUUCCAGCCCCUCGCUGACCAGGUCCAGUACCUGGUCGGGAUCUUCAAUCAUCGGAUAGUGUUCCUGCUCGCCGAUGGCUGGAUAUGCUCGGCGGAUUCCCACAGCUUCCACGAAGAACACUACGACCGCCACUUUUUCAUCCCGGCCGACUGGCUCAGCACGGCGGGGAGCCUGCGGAUCGAAGUCCUUCGGGAUGGAACCAUCCUAUUCGUGAAGCGAGACGAACUCGCCGUGAUAAAACGGGGCUUGGAGCAUUUCGAGCAUGGGCAGUCGCGGGCCUGGGGCAAGCGCCCUAGUGUUUCCCGGUCAGCCGUUAGUGACCCUACAGAUUCUAUAUCUCGGAUGAGGACAGCGUCCCUUCCUUCCAGGUAG